UCCAGUUUUCUGUUGGGAAAUGCCCAGAUUGUGGACUGGCCCGUAGUUUAUAGUAAUGACGGUUUUUGUAAACUCUCUGGAUAUCAUCGAGCUGACGUCAUGCAGAAAAGUAGCACUUGCAGUUUUAUGUAUGGUGAACUGACAGACAAGAAGACCAUUGAAAAAGUCAGACAGACUUUCGACAACUAUGAGUCAAACUGCUUUGAAAUUCUCCUCUACAAGAAAAACAGAACCCCAGUUUGGUUCUACAUGCAAAUUGCACCUAUAAGAAAUGAGCACGAAAAAGUGGUUUUGUUUCUGUGCACUUUCAAGGAUAUCACUUUGUUCAAACAACCAAUUGAAGAUGAUUCAACAAAAGGUUGGACAAAGUUUGCUCGGUUGACGCGGGCCCUGACGAACAGCCGCAGCGUCCUGCAGCAGCUAACGCCGAUGAACAAGGCCGAGGUGGUGCACAAACACUCCCGGUUAGCCGAAGUUCUCCAGCUGGGAUCUGAUAUUCUUCCUCAGUACAAGCAAGAAGCUCCAAAGACUCCACCACACAUUAUACUGCACUACUGUGCUUUUAAGACCACUUGGGACUGGGUCAUCUUAAUUCUAACCUUCUACACAGCAAUUAUGGUUCCAUAUAACGUCUCCUUCAAGACAAAACAGAACAACAUUGCCUGGCUCGUGCUGGACAGUGUCGUGGACGUUAUUUUUCUGGUUGACAUUGUUUUGAACUUUCAUACGACCUUUGUUGGCCCUGGUGGAGAGGUUAUAUCUGAUCCCAAACUCAUAAGGAUGAACUACCUGAAAACAUGGUUUGUGAUUGAUCUUCUGUCCUGUUUACCGUAUGACAUCAUCAAUGCCUUUGAGAAUGUGGAUGAGGGGAUCAGUAGCCUCUUCAGUUCCUUAAAAGUGGUGCGUCUUCUACGACUCGGUCGAGUUGCCAGGAAGCUGGACCAUUAUCUGGAAUAUGGUGCUGCUGUACUGGUACUGUUGGUGUGUGUAUUUGGACUGGUGGCCCACUGGCUAGCCUGCAUAUGGUACAGCAUCGGGGACUAUGAAGUUAUAGAUGAAGUCACUAAUACAAUCAAAACAGAUAGCUGGCUCUACCAGUUGGCACUGAGUAUCGGGACACCAUAUCGAUACAACACCACUGGCUCAGGGCAGUGGGAAGGAGGACCCAGUAAAGACUCCUUGUACAUAUCCUCUCUCUACUUUACCAUGACAAGCCUUACAACGAUAGGAUUUGGAAACAUAGCACCAACCACUGAUGGAGAGAAGAUCUUUUCGGUGGCCAUGAUGAUGGUUGGCUCUCUUCUUUAUGCAACUAUAUUUGGAAACGUCACCACCAUUUUCCAGCAAAUGUAUGCCAACACCAACCGAUACCAUGAGAUGCUGAACAAUGUGAGGGAUUUCCUAAAAUUAUAUCAAGUCCCAAAAGGCCUUAGUGAAAGAGUCAUGGAUUAUAUUGUCUCAACCUGGUCCAUGUCUAAAGGAAUUGACACAGAGAAGGUUCUCUCAAUUUGCCCAAAGGACAUGAGAGCAGAUAUUUGCGUGCACCUAAACCGGAAAGUUUUUAACGAGCACCCUGCCUUCCGGCUGGCUAGUGACGGCUGCCUGCGAGCCCUGGCUGUGGAGUUUCAGACGAUCCAUUGCGCCCCGGGGGACCUCAUCUAUCAUGCUGGGGAAAGUGUUGAUGCCCUUUGCUUUGUGGUCUCGGGAUCCCUAGAAGUCAUCCAGGACGACGAGGUGGUGGCUAUUUUAGGCAAAGGUGAUGUGUUUGGUGAUAUCUUCUGGAAGGAAACCAGCCUGGCCCACGCCUGUGCCAACGUACGGGCUCUGACAUACUGCGAUUUACAUAUUAUUAAACGAGAAGCCUUGCUGAAAGUGUUGGACUUUUAUACCGCGUUCGCAAAUUCGUUCUCGAGGAAUCUCACGCUCACCUGCAAUUUGAGGAAGCGGAUCAUCUUCCGGAAGAUCAGCGAUGUCAAGAAGGAAGAAGAGGAGCGCCUGCGCCAGAAGAACGAGGUGACGCUGAGCAUCCCUGUGGACCAUCCCGUGCGGAAACUCUUCCAGAAAUUCAAACAGCAGAAGGAAAUGCGUAAUCAAGGCUCAGCCCACAUCGACCCAGAAAGGAACCAGCUUCAGGUGGAAAGCCGGAGUGUGCAGAAUGGGGCCUCCAUCACAGGCACCAGCGUGGUCACCGUGUCUCAGAUCACCCCCAUCCAGACGUCCCUGGCUUACAUGAAAACCAGUGAGGCCGUGAAGCAGAACAACAGGGAUGCGAUGGAGCUCAAGCCAAAUGGAAACGGAGACCAAAAAUGCCUGAAAGUAAACAGUCCCAUGCGGAUGAAAAAUGGGAACGGGAAAGGGUGGCUUCGACUGAAGAACACGAUGGGGACCCACGAGGAGAAGAAGGAGGACUGGAACAAUGUCACGAAGGCUGAGUCCAUGGGGUUACUGUCCGACGACCCCAAGUGCAAUGACUCGGAGAACGGUGUAAAUAAAAACCCACUGAGGAAAACAGACUCUUGUGACAGUGGAAUAACAAAAAGUGACCUUCGCUUGGAUAAAGCUGGUGAGACUCGCAGCCCCCUGGAGCACAGCCCCAUUCAGGCUGAUGCUAGGCACCCUUUCUACCCCAUUCCUGAGCAGGCCUUACAAACCACGCUGCAGGAAGUCAAGCACGAACUCAAAGAAGAUAUCCAGCUGCUAAGCAGUAGGAUGGCUGCCCUUGAGAAGCAGGUGGCAGAAAUUUUAAAAAUAUUGUCCGAAAAGAACGUACCCCAGACCUCUUCCCCCACGUCUCAUUUAUCACCCCAGCGGUCCCCCCAGAUACCCUGUCAGGAUAUUUUUAGUGUUUCAAGGCCUGCAUCACCUGAAUCAGAAAAAGAUGAAAUCCACUUUUAG
Molecule: messenger RNA, 2895 nt
Organism: Egretta garzetta (little egret)
Lineage: Eukaryota; Metazoa; Chordata; Aves; Pelecaniformes; Ardeidae
Gene: KCNH5
Product: potassium voltage-gated channel subfamily H member 5
Exons: 10
Coding region: 100-2895 (931 amino acids)
Biological process (GO): potassium ion transmembrane transport; regulation of membrane potential
Cellular component (GO): membrane
Molecular function (GO): voltage-gated potassium channel activity
Source: RefSeq, a predicted model, not a curated record